AUGAUGUCCUUACUCCCAGACUUCACACCCCGAGAUCCCCACUCCCUCUGGUAUACAUCCUCGCGACAUCCUCACAUCCCCCCUCUCACCGGCGACGCGGCAAACGGCCCUAAUGGAGCCAACCCCCAAGAUCCGAGCCACCGGCGCGCCGGCCACCAGCACCAACAGCACCAACAAUACCACCACCACCUAGCCGUCGAGCGUUCCCAGCUAGCGCGUCUGCGCGCCGACGAGCAGCACAUGGAGCGCCUACGGCUCAACGUGCAGAACUUUGGCAGCGGGUGGCUGAAGCCCGCGGGCGUCAUCAAGACGCUGCAUCAGAUGAGGGAGGAAAGGCGAGAGCAAGAGGAGCACCAAGAGGCGCUGAGGCGGGAAGCGUUGGCGCAAGAGCUGGCGGAGGCCGAGGCGGCGGGGCAGGAGGAGUUUGCGGAGGAGGAAGAGGGGAUGGAUGAUGUGCAGCUGGAUGAGGCGAGGGAUUUGGACGACGAUAUCCCUGAGGGAGAUGGGAUGAGUCUAGGGUUUGGGGACUCAGAUAGCGAGGGGUCGUCGACUGUGCCGGAUGAUGAGGGGGAGGGAUCAGAGGCAGACGAUGAGGAAUUAACGAGAAGGGAGCAGGUGCAAGCGCAGAAUGAGCUCGUCACGGCGGGGAUGCGCAGGACGGCCGAUGCGUUCCGCGAGGCUCUCGCGAGGGGCCAUGCUGAUCCGGCCGAGGAUAUGUACGGCGGGGAAGAGGAGCUCGACGAAGACGGCCAGGGCCACAUGUUGGACGAGGAGGACUUUUACCAGAGCAUGGUGGAGCCCGGCGAGGACAUGGAUAUGGACGCGAACCUUGAUGAUGAGAUUCCCGAGGCUGAACUUAGUGGCUACGAGCAUACUGAUUCGGAUGCCGAGCUGACGAGUAGCGAGGAGGAGGAUUACUCGGAGCUGAGGAUGAGCCAUCAAACCGCCGCACUAGCGCCCCCGCAGAGCCCUCCGUCGUUGCGAGCUAGAGGCCGUGAUGAGCCGAGGGUGAGCAUGGAUCUUAGCAGUAUCUUGUCGCGGGACGAGAGCAGCUUUAUGGAGAGCAGUCCGGCGAUGCGGGGAGCGCGACGUCCGUGA
Messenger RNA from Scedosporium apiospermum, 1098 nucleotides. RefSeq lists its product as uncharacterized. NCBI's taxonomy places the organism in Eukaryota, Fungi, Ascomycota, Sordariomycetes, Microascales, Microascaceae. Gene Ontology annotation, cellular component: anaphase-promoting complex. The record is from RefSeq and is a predicted model, not a curated record. The transcript has 2 exons. Gene Ontology annotation, biological process: anaphase-promoting complex-dependent catabolic process. Bases 1 to 1098 code for a protein of 365 amino acids.